GGGACGAACGUGGCCGACCGCGCCGCGGCCAAAGCCUCGCCCAGGCUGACUACCGCCCUUUUGCCAGGAGCCAACAUGGCGGCCCGGAGCCGCCUCGCACCAACCCCCGUUCGCCUGCGGAACGCAGCCCGGCGCUGGCGCAAGCAGCUUAGUGAAUAGCGCCGGCGGCGGAGCGGGCGGCGCUGCCGUGCGCCUGCGCGCUGCCGCCUCGGCUCGGCCGCCUGGCGGGGGCUGGCGGCGGGGACCCGUUAGCGCGGCAGGAAGCGCCCGGUCCCGCUGCCGCGCACCAUGUCGAAGCGCCUGAGGAGCAGUGAGGUCUGCGCCGACUGCAGCGCCCAGGAUCCUUGUUGGGCAUCUAUAAACAGGGGGAUUCUGAUCUGUGAUGAGUGCUGUAGUGUUCAUCGAAGUUUGGGGCGUCAUAUCUCUCAAGUGAGACAUCUCAAGCAUACACCAUGGCCUCCAACACUGCUGCAGAUGGUUGAAACGCUGUAUAAUAACGGUGCUAACUCCAUAUGGGAACAUUCGUUGCUGGACCCUGCCUCUGUUAUGAGUGGAAGGCGCAAAGCUAGCCCACAGGAUAAAGUGCAUCCCAAUAAAGCAGAAUUCAUUAGAGCUAAAUACCAAAUGUUAGCAUUUGUUCAUCGCUUGCCAUGCCGUGAAGAUGACAGUGUUACUGCCAAAGACCUUAGUAAGCAACUCCAUUCCAGUGUAAGGACAGGGAAUCUGGAGACGUGUUUGCGAUUGCUCUCCUUAGGAGCUCAAGCCAACUUCUUUCAUCCUGAGAAAGGAAACACCCCGCUCCAUGUUGCUGCUAAGGCAGGGCAGACUUUACAAGCAGAAUUGUUAGCCGUUUAUGGUGCUGAUCCUGGCACGCAAGAUUCCAAUGGAAAAACUCCAGUUGACUAUGCAAGACAAGGUGGGCAUCAUGAACUGGCAGAGCGCCUGGUGGAAAUUCAGUAUGAACUCACAGACAGGUUAGCUUUCUAUCUCUGCGGCAGAAAACCAGAGCAUAAAAAUGGACAGCACUUUGUUAUACCUCAGAUGGCAGACAGCAGUCUAGAUUUAUCAGAACUUGCAAAAGCAGCUAAGAAGAAGCUUCAGUCUCUAAGCAACCACUUAUUUGAAGAACUUGCCAUGGAUGUGUAUGAUGAAGUUGACAGGAGGGAAACGGAUGCAGUUUGGCUUGCUACUCAGAAUCAUAGUACGCUUGUGACAGAGACCACAGUGGUCCCUUUUCUUCCCGUAAAUCCUGAAUAUUCCUCAACCAGGAAUCAGGGAAGACAGAAGCUGGCUCGAUUUAAUGCCCAUGAAUUUGCUACGCUAGUUAUAGAUAUUUUAAGUGAUGCCAAACGAAGACAACAGGGGAAUCCUGUCACUGGUUCAAAAGAAAAUGUGGAACUGAUACUCAAAUCAAUCAGCAAUCAACAUAGUAAUGAAAGUCAGGAUAAUGACCAGCCUGAUUAUGACAGUGUUGCUUCAGAUGAAGAUACAGAUCUGGAAACAAAUGCAGCUAAAUCCAACAGACAGAAGAGCCUGGAUUCAGACUUGUCGGAUGGACCGGUGACAGCCCAAGAGUAUAUGCAAGUUAAAAAUGCUUUGGUGGCUUCUGAGGUAAAGAUUCAGCAGUUAAUGAAAGUGAACAUCAACUUGAGUGAUGAGCUGAGAAUCAUGCAGAAAAAGCUUCAAACGCUACAGAGUGAAAAUACCAACCUCAGAAGACAGGCUACAACCAAUAUAUAUCAGGUCCAAACUGGUUCUGAAUACACAGACCCUACCAACAAUUCUUCUUUAAAGCGGCGACCAUCUGCACGGGGUAGCAGACCCAUGUCCAUGUAUGAGACUGGAUCAGGUCAGAAACCCUACCUCCCCAUGGGAGAGGUCACAUACCCAGAAGAAAGCAUAACAAGACUGCAGCCUUUCCCUCCACAUAUCGGGAGGAGUGCGUUUGUGACCUCCUCUUCAUCUCUACCUUCCUUCCCCUCCACGCUUUCCUGGUCAAGGGAUGAAAGCACACGAAGGGCCUCGAAGCUGGAGAAGCAGAGCAGCGUGUCCGAGAGCGACUACGAUAACCCCACCACCCCUCUGGAGCUGGAGGAGACGGGGUCAGGCAGGAAGGGCCGGCAGAGGAGCGUCAUUUGGCAGGGGGAAGGAUCCAUCCCUGAAGACGCUGACGCAGCCCCCAGCUCCAGUUUGCCCAGUACAGAAGAUGUGAUUCGGAAAACUGAGCAGAUCACUAAGAAUAUUCAGGAGCUGCUGCGAGCAGCGCAAGAGAACAAGCAUGACAGCUAUAUACCAUGCUCCGAGAGAAUACAUGUGGCAGUAACAGAAAUGGCAGCCUUGUUCCCAAAAAAACCCAAAUCUGAACUGGUAAGGACUUCUUUGCGUCUGCUGACAUCUAGUGCCUACAGACUCCAAUCCGAGUGCAAAAAAACCCUUCCCGUGGAGACGUGCCCUACGACGGACAUCCAGCUGGUCACGCAGCAAGUUAUCCAGUGCGCCUACGACAUCGCCAAGGCUGCUAAACAGCUGGUUACCAUCACAACCAAAGAGAACAACAACUGAGUCACACUUGGCUUUUUAGUCUUGUUUUUUAAAGGUUGGAUUUCAAAUAUAGGUGUGGAACUAUUCAAAUUUUUAUGAGAAAAACUAAAGGGGCAAGAAACUUUUUUUUAAAACUCAGUAUUAUUUUUGCAUGUUUUCUAACAAUUUUAUGAUUAAUUUAACCCGCUGCCUUAUUUUUGUGCCUGUGUUGCCAGUCUAGUUACAGAUAAUAGCAUGUUGCAAAUAGCUGUUGAGCCAGUAUCACGUACCAGCGUUAUAUCAAGCUCUUGCUAGAUGUUUCCUUGGGGCCACGUUCUGCUUUCAGGUAUUGCUUGCAAAACUCCCACUGAAGUCAGCUGCAUGUAUCAGAGGGCAGAAUCUCGCCUCUGGUCUGUCCGUCCUGGAGCCUGACGUGCCGUGAUGCUGCUGGCUGAGAAACCUGCAGCGAAACAGGUCUCUGAAGGCUCCAGGAUCGGAACUGCUAACCAGCAGGAAGAAGGUUGUAGUCCUGAUAAUGGAGUACAAGCCGAAUAUUAUCUGUUCCCAUAUCAACUGUUGUGCAAUAAUAUGUUUUUAGUCUGCUAAAACAAUAGUAGUUGUGGGCAUCCGAGCUUAUUACAUGUAACUAUACGAGGUCACUUUAUCUGUUUUGGAAGGAAUUUGAAACUUAAUAGUUAUUUCUUUUAGUUGUCACUAUGCCAUUAAUAUAUAUGUUUGAUGUUACUUUAGGGCAUUAGUGGUUAAAAUAUUAUCCUUUAUUUCUGAUUUAAUAAUUAAUUCUUAAGUUUCCUACAGAGUUUUACUGUCAUCUUCAAGGCACCGUCUUGUUUGCAGCAGCAUUGCUCAGUAACUCAAGAUGCGAUUUCACUAAAGAUUUCUGUGAUAAUUAAAAAAAAAAACAAGAAAGGAAGUUAGAAGAGUGCCAGUGCAAAAGCAGCUGUGUCUGCCAUAGCAUAUAACCUCUGUACCUCAACAUAUCCAAAUGUGAAAAGAUUUCUUAUAUCUAGUAAGUUUUAUGCAAAUCUUUCAAAAUUUUACAAGCUACGUAUGGAGUAACCCACGCUAGGCUGCCUGUCAGAAAGGUAGACGGGUAACAAAUGUCAAUGUGUUUCACGUUUCUUCAUUCGUAAGAGUUCACACAACUUCCAAAAACGUGUCAGUCUGUAACUUCAAAAUUGAGAGGUUUUUGAGCCUAAAUUCCAUGAGGCGGGGGGGGAAGUUACUAAUUUUUGCCUCCGCCUGUGUCCCAUUUGGAAGCGUGUUGUCAUUUUCAAGGAGCCGGCCGCAGCGGUUCAGCUGGCGGCCGCUUAAAGCGGUCUUGUAGUUAAGAGCGCAGUUACGGACCUGCAGCGGCUGUCACGUGGCAGCAGCUGAAGCGAACGUUUAGACAGUUUUCACAGAAACCUUUGAGUCAGAAACGGCUACCUAUCUGCCGUUCCACUAACAGGUCUGCAGUGUGCGGUCUGCCAAAACCACAAACUCUUCAAGGCUUUUGGGUGAAAAACUGCCAUGUUUAGGUGAACAAACAAGUUAAAGUUCAGUGGUUGGUUCCUUUUCAAAUCAUACUGUGUUUGUAUGUAUAUAUAAACACUAAGUGCCAUAACACUGUUGGAUUCUUGUAUGUUGUAAUUGGCUCCCUUUAUAAAGUAGUGCAAGUUUGAGGGAGGGAAGGAAUGGAGAGAGUAGAUGACAACCCAGUAAAUUAAUGUUCUUCAUUGUGGGGGUUUUUAUUUCCUUUCUGCACUUCUGAAUUCCAGAACUGUCUCUAAAUUCACGGGAAUGCAGACAGGCUGGGAUUAGAACUGCAGAAGACAUUUGUAAAACCUACUUCAAAGUUCUGCUACUGGCAAUUAAAUACAUGGAUAAUCUUCUAGGAACUCUUCCUUAAAUUGGCAUCAUUGAAAGGCAGCGGAUGGUAUUUUUAAAUCUCUCAGGACACCAUUGUAUGCUUUUCUUUAACAUAUCUUACCUGAUUUGCAAAGCAGGGUAAUGCUGAGUUACGUUGUAAGUUAUCAGUUGUUUAAACUCGCCUCUGUACCAAAACAAAUGGACACUUUGAUAACUGCAAGCCCUUGUUCCAGCUACGCUAGCUCCAGAUUUUCUAAAAGCACCUAUUUAGCUUGUUGGAAGGCCUAGCUAUGAAAACAUGGCCAAUCUGUAAUUGAUUUCCCGUUCUGUCACUUAAACAGCAUUUCUGGUCAAUUCCCCUGUUUCCAAACAAAUGUUUGUUCUAGGUUGGUUGUGGUCACACACUGUGUCAUCACUCCAGAACCACAGUGACUGCGCUGCGAGAAUGUCAGAAAAUUGCCUAUCUUUCUCGGUAAAACAGAAGCGGUCUGAGCACAUGCUGAUGUGCUGCGUCAGCUCUGUUCACAAACAGGGCUGAGUGGUUCAAAACCAACAGUGGAACUAAAGAGUAGUAAGUGGAUUAGCCCUCAAAUCAUACAGCGCUGCGGGUCAGAAGAUUUAUAAUACCUGAAAUAACAAAGGUGGUUUUUUCUUUUAUGACUAGAUCUCCUCUUUUUCCCCUGUAAAACAAACUUGCUCUUUCUUUACAAAAUGCUGCAUAGGAAAGUAAAAAUUUUUUUGCCUUUUUUCCAAAACUUGUAUUUAUCAGUGUCAGUCUGUCUGUACAAUAUUUUGACUUAAUCUUUUGUUUACAGUAUUACUAUAAAAUGCUAAAACCCUU
Gymnogyps californianus (California condor) is the source of this 5230-nucleotide messenger RNA. It is a transcript of the gene GIT2, whose product is annotated as GIT ArfGAP 2. The coding region runs from base 289 to 2562 and encodes 757 amino acids. Gene Ontology annotation, molecular function: GTPase activator activity; protein binding. The record is from RefSeq and is a predicted model, not a curated record. The transcript is spliced from 20 exons. Gene Ontology annotation, biological process: regulation of ARF protein signal transduction; brain development. Lineage: Eukaryota; Metazoa; Chordata; Aves; Accipitriformes; Cathartidae.